AGGCGCUCAUGGAGAGCGCUGAAGCGAGAGACGGAUACAACAUAGCAGUCAAGGGCUGUGGCGAGGUGACAGAGAAAGCAGAAACGCAGGGCUGGCGAGUUUCAUUUUAAUAUGAUUACAAUUUACAAAACCGAAGCGGGCAACAUGCACAGACAAAAAGGUCCCGUGUAUAAACAUGUGUAGCCAGUUUCUAUAAAAUUAUAAAAUAAGGGGUAUGUUGCUUAACGCUGAAAAUAAAAAAAUAAAAAAACGGACAAUUCAAACGAAACUUACACAAACUGAAUAAAUUUUAAAUAUAUAUAUAUAUAACGAUUUGAGCUAUUUCUGUUAAGUUGUAAGCUAAUGGUUGACUGCAGAUUUUUUUUGUUUGUUUUUGUAUAGAACUGUAUGAUUUAAUAAAUAAAUAAAUAACGGAUUUGUUUCGGAAUAUUGACGUACCGUUACAUUGGCUAAGUGUAGGUUCUAAAUAGCCUAACUUUAUCUGCAGUAAUAUUUAAAAAUUGUUUGUCAUUUGUGGAAAAUAAGAACACUGACUUGUAAAUACGAAAUACACCUGCAGCUUUAAAAAAAAAAAAAAGUACAAAUAAAGUCUUUACACUAUUUUUCUUUAUUUUUGUAUAAAUACAUACUUUAUUUACAUUUCACUGUAAAUACAAUUCAUAACGGCAAGUUAGUUAAUGUGUUGAGAGAAGUAUUGUUUAAAGACUUGUCCGGAUAUUGGAGAAGACGGAAGAUUAUUCAGAAGAAAGUGAGACUGCCGACUAGCUACACUACUGAAGAUGAUCCUCUAAAAAUGAGAAAAGGAAAUUAUGCAGCAAGUUAGGGUAUAGAAUGAAACUGUCCCUCCCAAGCUGUCUUUGUGUCCGCCUCAUCUUCACGACUGAUGUCUGCAGCGUGAGGCAAUUGCACUGCUCACAGCAUUCCAAACUGCAGUGACUUGCAAAAUGGGCGAGGGAUGUGAGCUAUGUGCGAUACCACUACGACUACUAGUCGAGAUGAACAUGCUGAAAUGGAAAAUUUGGAGCAGAGGGACCUUCUGAAUAGCUGCACACCUGCAGAGCCCGAGCGUUCAUUCCAAAGGAAGACACACCAGCCAAGAUGGCUCAACUCUGGGGAGACACAGCUCAGCCAGCCGCAGCUCUGCUACCUUGAUGCUGGUGCUGCCAUGGGGGUUGAAGGCUGUGUCAGCUCGCCUGUCAGAACCAGACAACCCCCCUCGUGUUCCGCAGAGCUGUUUUCUAGUACCGGAUCCCAAGAGCCUGUUUCUGAGAUCCCAGUUUUAAAGCCGCGGCUGGAAGCUGGGGUCCCACUGUUAUUAAACGGGACGGCGUCAACGUAUAACAAGCCCCCCCAUGGAGUUGCAUUAUUAGAAAGAGACAAAAAUGACUGGCUGCUAAAACGGAGUCGGCCACUGGGUAAUGGGGAUGCAAAUUAUUGCCUGACAGUGAACGGGUCUGGGGACCCUGCUUGCCCCGACGGGAAAAGAAGACGUGUGGAAAGCGGAGAUGGUGAGCCAAGCUUGGAGAACAAGGACGUAGUGCCGAACAGCCAAAACCAUGUCAAUAAAAACAAUGUUAAUACAAUUAAAGAGGGGCAGGCAUCUGCAGCCCGGCGUUUGCCAUCAUCCGAUGCCAUGGUCCGGGCCUCCCCAGAACGCACUGCCCUGGACUACAUCGUCCCCUGCAUGAAGUGUUACGGUAUAUGCAUCAAAGACGGGUUUCUGGGAGAUGAGCUGGGCAGCCAAGUACUCCAGGAGGUCGAAGCCUUAAACCAGAGUGGCAAAUUCCAGAAUGGACAGUUAGUGAGCCAGCGGACUAUCCCCUCCCGAAAUAUCAGGGGUGACCAGAUCGUGUGGGUGGAGGGGAGAGAGUCAGGCUGCGAGAAUAUCCGCUUGCUGAUGGGGCGCAUUGAUGAGGUGGUCAUGUACAGCGCUAUGAAUGGCAGGCUUGGGGGAUGCGUGAUCAACGGCAGGACCAAGGCGAUGGUGGCGUGUUACCCGGGUAACGGGACUGGGUACGUGCGUCAUGUGGAUAACCCCAGUGGAGAUGGCCGCUGCAUCACCUGCAUUUACUAUCUCAACAAGAACUGGGACGUCAAGGUUCAUGGCGGGCUCCUCCAGAUUUUCCCAGAGAGUCGCACCGUGGUGGCGAAUAUCGAGCCCAUUUUCGACAGGCUCUUGAUCUUCUGGUCCGACCGGCGGAACCCUCACGAAGUCAAACCAGCGUACGCCACACGGUAUGCCAUUACAGUGUGGUACUUUGAUGCAAAGGAGCGGGCAGAAGCCAAAGAGAAGUACAGACUCGCUGCUGGACAGAAGGGGGUCCAAUUGCCUGUAACACAAAGUGGCUUGACCUAACAAAACCAGAGUGCCAGGGAGCCAGAGGGUGCUUGUUGCUGUGCUGCUAUUGGACGGAUUGGAGAGAGGCCCCUCCCAGCACAACCAAGAAGCCCCGCCCACCUCCAUCCAUUAGUCCAUUCAAUGGGGUUGUAUGGUUUGGGUGAUUGAUAAAGAGGUGAAUGUAGUAGGGGCCUACGUUGACCCCAAGAUGGGACAUGGGCAGGCGGAGAGAAUUAGUGCGAACCUGACACAAGGAAUGGAACAAGGAGUCUUGGCUGGUCAUAUUCUGUUGUAGGGCUGUCAGUUAAGCCUGCAAAUAGCAAUCGAUUAAUUGGGCACGUAAAACAUAAUCGUUCGAAAAAGUAUCGGUGAUUGUACUGCCCACAGAAAUGUCUAAUUUUCCAUAAUGUUUCCAUAAUGUUUUUGAAGUUAUGGAUGUAUACAUAACAUUUGAAUUUGUAUGUUUACAAAAGUGUUUAUUAAGUACAGCGUAUUGUACUUGUGUACAGUUGACAGUACUAAAAAUAUAUAAAAAUGAACACUGUUGUUAUUAAUGCGAUGUUUAGCGCA
Messenger RNA from Acipenser ruthenus (sterlet), 2908 nucleotides. RefSeq names its product prolyl hydroxylase EGLN2-like. The coding region runs from base 965 to 2356 and encodes 463 amino acids. Gene Ontology annotation, biological process: cellular response to hypoxia; peptidyl-proline hydroxylation to 4-hydroxy-L-proline. The transcript is spliced from 6 exons. Gene Ontology annotation, cellular component: nucleus; cytoplasm. The record is from RefSeq and is a predicted model, not a curated record. Gene Ontology annotation, molecular function: ferrous iron binding; peptidyl-proline 4-dioxygenase activity; L-ascorbic acid binding. Lineage: Eukaryota; Metazoa; Chordata; Actinopteri; Acipenseriformes; Acipenseridae.